Molecule: messenger RNA, 1218 nt
Organism: Monosiga brevicollis MX1
Lineage: Eukaryota; Choanoflagellata; Craspedida; Salpingoecidae
Exons: 1
Coding region: 38-1132 (364 amino acids)
Source: RefSeq, a predicted model, not a curated record
GGCGGCGGAGCUGGAAGGACGGCCGCGUGUUGAGAGGAUGGCGGGCGGGGUGAUCUGUCAGCUUUGUGGGCAGCUGGUGGUGGAUGGGCAUCUUGAGGGAGCGGCGGGGGAGCGGGCUCAGCGCAAGCAUGCCAAGUCUCGACCGCACAAGAUUGCGGUCAAAAGCGUUGUUCAGGCUGGCGCAGCCUUAAAUGACAAACCUGUGCCGCUCGAGAAAGCCUGUGAGGACCGUUUGGAUGGGCCGAUGGGCGAGGACUUGGCUCCCGCCUGCUCUCUUUGUGUGUAUUUUGAUGGCGAGUAUCCCGCACGCGAUGCCUUCCCUUGGAUGCCAGAGCCCGCGGAAGAGAUUGAAUCUGCAUCGGAGGACGAGUCAUCGGUCGAGACCUGUCCCCACAUUGCGCCAGAUUUUGCCGGACGGCCGCGUCGUCGUCUCUUGACAGCAGGACGACCCUUUUGGACGCUGCAAGGGGUUGGCCUUUCUGAACUGGAGGACACCCUCCAGGAACUACACGAGCAGAUGGCUGACGACAACUCGGCGGCAGCACCGACUGCGGCUGAAGAGUUGUUGGCGCUGGCGCAGACCCUGUACCGCAGUUCAAGCAGCCGACUCCCCAACGUAGACGUCGAAAACGAGCGACAGUGCCUGAGCGGGCAUCAAGAGGCCCAGGAAAUUGUGCAAGAGGCCGUUUAUGCAGACCGGCGGUGUUGGGCCACCUUUGAGUACCCACGCAUGACACACCCUUCGUGGUGGUUUCCAGCCAGCGUGCACGUCCCCACCUACGACCAAGUGAUUCUGAGCCACCGAGAUGCGCACAUUGGCUGCCAUCGCGACAUUUAUGCGCCACGUGCCGUGCCUGUGCAUACCUAUUUGACGGCGCUGCGCGGGCGCAAGCGUGUCAUGCUACUUCCGCCAGAGACGACCUGGGCGGCUGACUGGGAUGACGUUCCUGCCACCCAUGCAGACUUGCUAUCCUUGCGGCGGCGCGUGGCCCAGGCUGGCGGCUACCUCUUUGACUUGCACGCUGUUCCUGAGGAGCUGCCCACCCUCUUUAUCCCAGCCAACUGGUGGCAUUGGCUCUGCCCCGUCGCAGAGGGCCAUGCGGUCCUGUAUGGCGGCUCGGCCUUUCCCUGACGCAUAUUUCCAACCAUGAUAGGUUAGCUAGACUGCGGGGGACUCGUCAGUCAACCGAAGGUCCCUGCAAUUGAUGGAUGUAAGUC